Protopolystoma xenopodis is the source of this 873-nucleotide messenger RNA. NCBI's taxonomy places the organism in Eukaryota, Metazoa, Platyhelminthes, Monogenea, Polystomatidea, Polystomatidae. The record is from the annotation of a GenBank genome assembly.
AGAAUGGAUAUUGGUGCCUGCAGGUAUGUUCAUGACGUGGCUCUGAAAUCUGACUACAAGAAAGAGGUUGUAAAUCGUAGUUUUUACUACGAGCUUGAGGCUCUUAGUCACCUCGAAGAUUUCGUUGGCGAUUGUGAUAGGAGAACUGAAAUAGCCAAGGCCAAGCUGAGAGAGACUCAGGAGGAAUUGUCUGAUGAAGCCUCUUUGCAAGCGGAAAAUAUAAAUAAGCUUGGAGAAGAAAUCGGUACUAAGUUAGCUAAGGCGGAAGCUUUAGGAGCAGAAGGGAAGGUGGAAGAUUCUCUUAGAUUUAUGUCAGAAGUGGAAGAAUUAAGUAAGGUGAAAGCCAAAGCAGAAGCAGACUUGAGAAAUUCGAUUCCUACGUCUACAUAUCAGCAGCAGAAACUGCGCGUGUGUGAAGUUUGCUCGGCUUAUCUGGGUGUCCAUGAUAAUGACCGCAGAUUGGCUGAUCACUUUGGAGGAAAGCUUCACUUGGGUUUUAUUUCUAUAAGGACAAAACUUGCAGAAUUAAGGAGGUUUGUAAGGGAUCGCGACCUUAUCAGACGACAUCGUGAGGAAAUAUUGUUAAGGCGCAGAGAAAGGCGUGAGCGAAGCCGGGAACGUGAGAAAGAACGUGAGCGUGAGAAGGAGAAGGAGAAGGAGCGGGACAGGGACAGGAGUCGACGGCGUAAAACCUCCAAAAGCAGUCAUUCCAGAUCCGCUUCUGGGUCAUCCUCGGAAUCUCGAUCUCGUUCUAGCAGCCAAUCUCGAAGUCACAAGCGAGAGCAUCAUUCUUCUAGUGGCCGAUCUCAUGGAAGCAGUAAAGAAAGAAAACAUCAUAAGUCUCGCCGCGACCGAAGCUAUGAACGCCGAUAA